CCCGUAGUGUCUAGUUGAUCCCUCCCUACUCCGCGUGGAUUGGUUGCUCUUCCCUCGGGCCCUGCUCUGACUGGCUCGUGUCGCUGCCAUUUCAUUUCAGCCUAAGUGGCGCGCGGCAGGGCGGCUACCGGCGGACGCGUGAGCGGCGGCGGCGGAAGUGGUCGGUGAGCCCGCUCCCCGCCGACAACAUGCUUCCCUUGUCGCUGUUGAAGACGGCUCAGAAUCAUCCCAUGCUGGUGGAACUAAAAAAUGGGGAGACAUACAACGGGCACCUGGUGAGCUGUGAUAACUGGAUGAACAUUAACCUUCGAGAGGUGAUCUGCACAUCCAGGGACGGGGACAAGUUUUGGCGGAUGCCAGAGUGCUAUAUCCGCGGCAGCACCAUCAAGUACCUGCGCAUCCCCGACGAGAUCAUUGACAUGGUCAAGGAGGAGGUGGUGGCCAAGGGCCGCGGUCGCGGUGGCCUGCAGCAGCAGAAGCAGCAGAAGGGCCGAGGCAUGGGGGGCGCUGGGCGAGGUGUGUUUGGUGGCCGGGGCCGCGGUGGGAUCCCAGGCACAGGCAGAGGUCAGCCGGAAAAGAAGCCGGGCAGACAGGCGGGCAAACAGUGAGCCACCCUCCAUUCUCCAGAGACUGAGCUGCCACACUGCUCGCCAAGGCUGUGUUUCUACUCUCUGGUUCACAAGUGUGUUCAGAACAAAAAGAAGCAGGUGUUGGGGAAGAGCCCCCCUCUCCGCCUGUCAUUCUGUGAUCCUUUUUACGUAGAGUAUCCCCCACCUUUUUUUUUAAGCCAGCAGUUCUGCAGUUGGAUAUGUUUGGUGUGUUUGGUUUUUCUGAAGCCGCAGCUGACUUGAUUCCUGGAAGAUUCCGUGUUUAAUGUGUCUUUAAAGCCCUCGCUCUUGUUUUAAGGGCGGGCACUUUCCAAGCAGGCUUGUUUUGCAUUUUGAGUUGGAUCCUCGUGUGGUGAGCAGACCGGAGGUUUUUAUUUUAAGCUCUUUGCACUGAGAUUGAUAGCCUUGGGAGUUCCCUGAAACACGGACCUCAGGAUUGCCUUUUGAAAACAAACACAUACAAACCGUAUGCCACAGAAGCUGUUCUGGGGACAUUGCUGGACCCUGCCCCUUUGUCUCCUCUCUCCCUGUUUGUGUUACAAAAAUAAAAACACAUACAACUACAAACUGCAAA
Molecule: messenger RNA, 1182 nt
Organism: Lutra lutra (Eurasian river otter)
Lineage: Eukaryota; Metazoa; Chordata; Mammalia; Carnivora; Mustelidae
Gene: LSM4
Product: LSM4 homolog, U6 small nuclear RNA and mRNA degradation associated
Exons: 5
Coding region: 189-608 (139 amino acids)
Biological process (GO): spliceosomal snRNP assembly; P-body assembly; mRNA splicing, via spliceosome
Cellular component (GO): spliceosomal tri-snRNP complex; P-body; U6 snRNP
Molecular function (GO): U6 snRNA binding
Source: RefSeq, a predicted model, not a curated record